AAACCAAAGGCUCUUGUGAUGAUGGACUCAUAGCAGAUGUAAUACACACAACAUGUAGAGUAUAUAUAUUACUAUAAUACUAAAAUAUAUUCACACACCCCACUCUCUGCUGCCGCUCCGCCGAAACCAGUGGCGGCGGCACCUUUUUCUCGUUUCUUUUACCUCACCAAACCCCCCUUUUCUAAAGUCUCAAUUUCUCUACUAAUUUCUCUUCUAAAAGACCAAUCUUUUUCAUCAUUUCUCUCAUUCUCCACCCACCCAGUUGUCAGAAUUUGAUCUUUUUGACACCCAUUUGCUCAAAAUCCAAUCUUUACUUGGCAAAACUCAAUUGCCAGAAUUCUUGAUUCAUGGGUCAGAAAGAUAUGCAAGUUUCAAAGGAUGGGGUGUUCUUUAGUUUUUCUCAUUUGGGUUUUCAAUUGAGCCCUCAAGAUUCUACUGACUAUUACCCUGGUGGUUUGUUUGCUAGUAUUGGGCAGUCUAAUGGUCUGGGGUUUGCUGCCAUUUCGCCUAAUUCUGGUGAAAAUGAUUUAUUUGUCAAGUAUGUAACAUCUUCACCGGAGGAAACUAGAGAUGGGAUUGUGAUGAACAAGAAGAAGAAGGGUGGGAUUAAGUUUAGGGUGAAAAUAGCUAAUACUUCAUUGAGGAGGUUGGUUAGUGGUGCCAUUGCCGGAGCGAUUUCGAGGACAGCAGUAGCUCCAUUGGAGACAAUUAGGACUCAUUUGAUGGUUGGUAGUAGUGGACAUUCUAGUACUGAAGUGUUUAAUAAUAUUAUGCAAACUGAUGGUUGGAAAGGGUUGUUUAGAGGCAAUCUUGUUAAUGUCAUUCGAGUGGCUCCAAGCAAAGCUAUAGAGCUAUUUGCUUUCGACACAGUCAACAAGAGCCUAUCUCACAACCCUGGUGAACAGCCUAAGAUCCCUAUCCCAGCAUCACUGGUAGCAGGAGCCUGUGCUGGAGUUAGCUCUACCUUAGUCACAUAUCCACUGGAAUUAGUCAAGACCCGAUUAACCAUUCAGAGGGAUGUCUAUGAUGGUUUAUUUGAUGCUUUUGUGAAAAUACUGCAAGAAGGGGGACCUGCAGAGCUUUACCGAGGUCUUACCCCAAGUCUUAUCGGAGUUAUCCCAUAUGCUGCUACCAAUUAUUUUGCUUAUGACUCCUUGAGGAAAGCCUACCGGAAAAUCUUCAAGAAGGAGAAGAUUGGCAACAUAGAAACCCUUUUCAUAGGAUCAGCAGCCGGUGCUAUAUCAAGCAGUGCUACAUUUCCUCUCGAGGUAGCACGAAAACACAUGCAAGUUGGGGCAGUAAGUGGAAGACAAGUUUACAAGAAUGUUCUACAUGCACUUGCUAGUAUUCUUGAACGUGAAGGAGUUCAGGGUUUGUACAAGGGACUUGGUCCCAGCUGCGUGAAGCUAAUACCUGCUGCUGGGAUUUCUUUCAUGUGCUAUGAAGCAUGCAAGAAAAUAUUGGUAGAAGUUGAGGCUGACGACAAUGACGAAUAGGAAAGUUGAAUAACUGAAUUAGCAUCCAAUUCAAGUUUGUGCAGCCCUUUUCGCUUUAGAUGGAAGGUCGGAUUUAUAGCUUUACUGGAUUUUGAGUUGUUUCUGUUCACCUUUUUUCUUUUAUAUACACACAAGUUUUGCCCAUCUCUCUCUCUGGGAUCUUGAGUUCAAGAAUUCAAGAAUUCCAAUUAAUAGAGGCUGAACUGUUUUAAGAGCCACUUUACGUGGCCUGUCUUUUUCAUAAAUAAAACUGGUUAGACAAUUACUUCUUUCUCA
Messenger RNA from Daucus carota subsp. sativus, 1772 nucleotides. Its product is annotated as adenine nucleotide transporter BT1, chloroplastic/mitochondrial. The record is from RefSeq and is a predicted model, not a curated record. Lineage: Eukaryota; Viridiplantae; Streptophyta; Magnoliopsida; Apiales; Apiaceae. The transcript is spliced from 3 exons. The coding region runs from base 348 to 1496 and encodes 382 amino acids. Gene Ontology annotation, biological process: transmembrane transport.